AUGUGGGCAACAGGACAUGGGCAACAGGACAUGGGCAACGUGGGCAACAGGACAUGGGCAACAGGACAUGGGCAACAGGACAUGGGCAACAGGACAUGGGCAACAGGACAUGGACAACAGGACAUGGGCAACGUGGGCAACAGGACAUGGGCAACAGGACAUGGGCAACGUGGGCAACAGGACAUGGGCAACAGGACAUGGGCAACAGGACAUGGGCAACAGGACAUGGGCAACAGGACAUGGGCAACAGGACGUGGGCAACAGGACAUGGACAACAGGACAUGGGCAAUGUGGGCAACAGGAGAUGGGCAACAGGACAUGGACAACAGGACAUGGGCAAUGUGGGCAACAGGAGAUGGGCAACAGGACAUGGACAACAGGACAUGGGCAAUGUGGGCAACAGGACAUGGGCAACAGGACAUGGGCAACGUGGGCAACAGGACAUGGGCAACAGGACAUGGGCAACAGGACAUGGGCAACAGGACAUGGGCAACAGGACGUGGGCAAUGUGGGCAACAGGACAUGGGCAACGUGGGCAACAGGACGUGGGCAACAGGACAUGGGCAACAGGACAUGGGCAACGUGGGCAACAGGACAUGGGCAACAGGACAUGGGCAACAGGACAUGGGCAACAGGACAUGGGCAACAGGACAUGGGCAACAGGACAUGGGCAACAGGACGUGGGCAACAGGACAUGGACAACAGGACAUGGGCAAUGUGGGCAACAGGAGAUGGGCAACAGGACAUGGACAACAGGACAUGGGCAAUGUGGGCAACAGGAGAUGGGCAACAGGACAUGGACAACAGGACAUGGGCAACAGGACAUGGGCAACAGGACAUGGGCAACAGGACAUGGGCAACAGGACGUGGGCAACAGGACAUGGGCAACAGGACAUGGGCAACGUGGGCAACAGGACAUGGGCAACAGGACAUGGGCAACAGGACGUGGGCAAUGUGGGCAACAGGACGUGGGCAACAGGACGUGGGCAACAGGACAUGGACAACAGGACAUGGGCAAUGUGGGCAACAGGAGAUGGACAACAGGACAUGGGCAACAGGACAUGGGCAACAGGACGUGGGCAAUGUGGGCAACAGGACGUGGGCAACAGGACGUGGGCAACAGGACAUGGACAACAGGACAUGGGCAAUGUGGGCAACAGGAGAUGGACAACAGGACAUGGGCAACAGGACAUGGGCAACAGGACAUGGACAACAGGACAUGGGCAACGUGGGCAACAGGACAUGGGCAACAGGACAUGGGCAACGUGGGCAACAGGACAUGGGCAACAGGACAUGGGCAACAGGACAUGGGCAACAGGACAUGGGCAACAGGACAUGGGCAACAGGACGUGGGCAACAGGACAUGGACAACAGGACAUGGGCAAUGUGGGCAACAGGAGAUGGGCAACAGGACAUGGACAACAGGACAUGGGCAAUGUGGGCAACAGGAGAUGGGCAACAGGACAUGGACAACAGGACAUGGGCAAUGUGGGCAACAGGACAUGGGCAACAGGACAUGGGCAACGUGGGCAACAGGACAUGGGCAAUAGGACAUGGGCAACAGGACAUGGGCAACAGGACAUGGGCAACAGGACGUGGGCAAUGUGGGCAACAGGACAUGGGCAACAGGACAUGGGCAACGUGGGCAACAGGACGUGGGCAACAGGACAUGGGCAACAGGACAUGGGCAACGACAUGGGCAACAGGACGUGGGCAACAGGACAUGGACAACAGGACAUGGGCAAUGUGGGCAACAGGAGAUGGGCAACAGGACAUGGACAACAGGACAUGGGCAAUGUGGGCAACAGGAGAUGGGCAACAGGACAUGGACAACAGGACAUGGGCAACAGGACAUGGGCAACAGGACAUGGGCAACAGGACAUGGGCAACAGGACGUGGGCAACAGGACAUGGGCAACAGGACAUGGGCAACGAGGGCAACAGGACAUGGGCAACAGGACAUGGGCAACAGGACAUGGGCAACAGGACGUGGGCAACAGGACAUGGGCAACAGGACAUGGGCAACGAGGGCAACAGGACAUGGGCAACAGGACAUGGGCAACAGGACGUGGGCAAUGUGGGCAACAGGACGUGGGCAACAGGACGUGGGCAACAGGACAUGGACAACAGGACAUGGGCAACAGGACAUGGGCAAUGUGGGCAACAGGACAUGGGCAACAGGACAUGGACAACAGGACAUGGGCAACAGGACAUGGGCAACAGGACAUGGGCAAUGUGGGCAACAGGAGAUGGACAACAGGACAUGGACAACAGGACAUGGGCAAUGUGGGCAACAGGAGAUGGGCAACAGGACAUGGACAACAGGACAUGGGCAACAGGACAUGGGCAACAGGACAUGGGCAAUGUGGGCAACAGGACAUGGACAACAGGACAUGGACAACAGGACAUGGGCAACAGGACAUGGGCAACAGGACAUGGGCAACAGGACAUGGGCAACAGGACGUGGGCAACAGGACAUGGGCAACAGGACAUGGGCAACAGGACAUGGGCAACAGGACAUGGGCAACAGGACAUGGGCAACGUGGGCAACAGGACAUGGGCAACAGGACAUGGGCAACAGGACAUGGGCAACAGGACAUGGGCAAUGUGGGCAACAGGACGUGGGCAACAGGACGUGGGCAAUGUGGGCAACAGGACGUGGGCAACAGGACAUGGACAACAGGACAUGGACAACAGGACAUGGGCAAUGUGGGCAACAGGAGAUGGGCAACAGGACAUGGACAACAGGACAUGGGCAACAGGACGUGGGCAAUGUGGGCAACAGGACGUGGGCAACAGGACGUGGGCAACAGGACAUGGACAACAGGACAUGGGCAAUGUGGGCAAACAGGAGAUGGACAACAGGACAUGGACAACAGGACAUGGGCAAUGUGGGCAACAGGACAUGGACAACAGGACAUGGGCAACAGGACAUGGGCAACAGGACAUGGGCAAUGUGGGCAACAGGACAUGGACAACAGGACAUGGACAACAGGACAUGGGCAACAGGACAUGGGCAAUGUGGGCAACAGGACAUGGGCAACAGGACAUGGACAACAGGACAUGGGCAACAGGACAUGGGCAACAGGACAUGGGCAAUGUGGGCAACAGGACAUGGACAACAGGACAUGGACAACAGGACAUGGGCAACAGGACAUGGGCAACAGGACAUGGGCAACAGGACAUGGGCAACAGGACAUGGGCAACAGGACGUGGGCAACAGGACAUGGGCAACAGGACAUGGGCAACAGGACAUGGGCAACAGGACAUGGGCAACAGGACGUGGGCAACAGGACAUGGGCAACAGGACAUGGGCAACGUGGGCAACAGGACAUGGGCAACAGGACAUGGGCAACAGGACAUGGGCAACAGGACAUGGGCAACAGGACAUGGGCAAUGUGGGCAACAGGACGUGGGCAACAGGACACUCAGAGAUGGGGAGGAGGACCACAGCCUCCUCUUCCUCAGAGCGGUCCACACUCUCCCAACACCAUCAGGCCCCACGGAACCAUCACACCAUCGUACAGAAGGAAGGAGCAAGUCUACAGCCUCCACAGGUUUCCAGGAUGGGACCUUUAAAGAAGACUCCUCCGCUCUCACCAUGACUCUUCCUCCUCCUCCUCCUCCCCUCCUCCUCUUCCCCCUCCUCCUCCUCCCGCUCUCCUCCUCCCUCCUCUCUAAACCUCCCCUGGUGCCCUCCUCCGCCUCCCGCCUCGUGGCACGUAUGGACGGUGACAUCAUCAUCGGGGGACUGUUCUCAGUCCAUCACCAGCCGUCUGCAGAGAAGGUACCAGCACCUGGACCAGCACCAGGACCAGGUGUAGUCAGGGAUCAGGGGCAGUCCAGGACCAUGGGCAGUCCGGGACAAUGUGUGGUCCAGGACCCGGCCUCCUCCUGA
Knipowitschia caucasica is the source of this 3897-nucleotide messenger RNA. The record is from the annotation of a GenBank genome assembly. NCBI's taxonomy places the organism in Eukaryota, Metazoa, Chordata, Actinopteri, Gobiiformes, Gobiidae.